AUGAGUUUAAAACCCUUCACCUACCCAUUUCCAGAGACAAGAUUUCUUCAUUCAGGAUCCAAUGUAUAUAAAUUGAAAAUCAGAUAUGGCAACAGCAUCAGAGGGGAAGAUAUAGAAAAUAAGGAAGUCGUCGUCCAGGAGCUGGAGGAUUCCAUUCGUGUGGUCUUGGGAAAUUUGGACAAUCUGCAGCCAUUUGCUACAGAACACUUCAUUGUAUUUCCCUAUAAAAGCAAAUGGGAGAGAGUGUCCCGCUUGAAAUUCAAACACGGGGAAAUCGUCUUGGUCCCCUACCCAUUUGUUUUGACUCUAUACGUGGAGAUGAAAUGGUUUCAUGAAAACCUGUCACCUGGGAAACCAAUAAAGGACAGUCCUCUUGGGUUGGUCCUAGCUGAGAAGAAAGCAGCAGGAGCCAUGAAGAAGAAACGAAAACGCAUGGAAGUGUCCAGCUCCCCCAGCAGGCCAGCGCUGGACAGGGCCAAGAUAAGGACUUCCAACCAAGGUUCCAGCAACAAGAAGCUCCUUAUGGAAACCAGGAGGAGCAGGGAAAGAGACACCCAGCAGGAAUAUCAGGAGACUCCAACAUUUGAUGGCACUGAUGUCCAGGAACGGGUUUUCUGGUGA
Molecule: messenger RNA, 621 nt
Organism: Miniopterus natalensis
Lineage: Eukaryota; Metazoa; Chordata; Mammalia; Chiroptera; Miniopteridae
Source: RefSeq, a predicted model, not a curated record